Astyanax mexicanus (Mexican tetra) is the source of this 6096-nucleotide messenger RNA. RefSeq names its product IQ motif containing GTPase activating protein 2 (gene iqgap2). The transcript has 39 exons. The record is from RefSeq and is a predicted model, not a curated record. Gene Ontology annotation, biological process: regulation of actin cytoskeleton organization; regulation of GTPase activity. Gene Ontology annotation, cellular component: cytoplasm. Gene Ontology annotation, molecular function: calmodulin binding; actin filament binding; GTPase activator activity. The coding region runs from base 278 to 5296 and encodes 1672 amino acids. NCBI's taxonomy places the organism in Eukaryota, Metazoa, Chordata, Actinopteri, Characiformes, Acestrorhamphidae.
GAGUCAGUGGAGGAAAGUGUGAGUGGCGGUCAGUGAGCGCUUCGCUGUGGGAGAACCGCUUCCCCUCAGCCUGCAGACAUGAGUCCAGAUUCCCUCUGAACUCUCCUCUCUCUGAACCGGGACACACUCUCCUUACAGAGCGGCGGGUAGAGGAGCGGAGCGGAGCGGAGCGGAGCGGAGCCGGAGUUAUAGAGCCCGGAGCGCAGCGCUGCGUGAGAGAGAGAGAGAGAGAGAGAGAGAGUUUCUGAGGGUUUAUAGAGCGGGACUGUGUGACAGGAUGUACCAUGAAGACGGAGCGAACUCUAUCAGACCGCGCUAUGGAUCUAUUGUGGACGAUGAGAGGCUCUCGGCCGAGGAAAUGGACGAGAGGAGACGACAAAACAUCGCCUAUGAAUAUCUCUGUCACCUAGAGGAGGCUAAACGGUGGAUGGAAGCCUGCCUGGAGGAGGAACUUCCUUCCACCACUGAGCUGGAGGAAGGCUUGCGGAAUGGCGUCUACCUCGGCAAGCUCGCCAAGUUCUUUGCACCCAAAAUGGUGUCCGAGAAGAAGAUCUACGACAGAGAUCAGUCUCGUUACAAGCGAACAGGGCUACACUUCAGACACACAGACAACACAGUCCAGUGGCUCAGAGCUAUGGAGUCCGUGGGUUUGCCAAAGAUAUUCUAUCCAGAGACGACUGACGUGUACGAUCGCAAGAAUAUGCCCAAGGUGAUCUACUGCAUACACGCACUCAGUUUGUACCUCUACAAAUUGGGGAUUGCUCCACAAAUCCAAGACUUGCUGGGAAAAGUGGCCUUCACAGAGGAGGAGAUCAGUAACAUGAGAAAAGAACUGGAGAAAUAUGGUAUUCAGAUGCCCGCCUUCAGCAAAAUAGGUGGCAUCCUGGCCAAUGAGCUUUCAGUGGAUGAAGCUGCAUUACAUGCUGCUGUAUUUGCCAUUAACGAGGCCAUAGACAGAGGCCAGGCUGAGGGCACCAUGACUGCACUGCAGAAUCCAAACGCCAUGCUGAGGAACACCCAGGUGGAGCUGGCCAACGACUAUCAGGACACACUGAGUCAGGCCAAGAGGAGAAAAGAGGCCCUGGCCUCUGGGCGGCGCUCAUCCAUUGCAACUGAAGAGAGAGACGUGUAUGAGGAGUUACUGACGCAGCAGGAGAUCCAGAGCAGUGUGGACGGGGUCAACACACUCAUCGCCUUGCAGAAGGUAAACCAGGCCAUCGAUACCCAGGAUACAGACGCUCUCCUGGCUGCUCUCAGGUUACCUGCCCUGGGCAUUCUCGGAGUCUCAGAGGCCAAUUCCCAGUGGUACCUCGAGCACUUCACAUCCUACAGGGAACACAAAUCCAAGGAUGUUGGUGCUGCAGCUCAUUUGGAGAAGGACGAGAUUCAGAGGGCCGUGAGCUCCUGCAACGACUUCGCUGAAGCUGAGAAACGAAAGCAGGAGGCCGUGGCUGCAAUCAACGCUGCCAUCCGGCGUGGAGUUCCAGAAGAGACAGUAGAUGAACUCAUGAACCCAGAGGCUCAGCUGCCCAUCAUCUACCCCACUGCUGCCAACCUGUACCAGUCUGAACUCUUCAGCCUGCAGAAUGGCUCAAAGAAAAAGGCAGGUCUGAGCCACGAGGAGCUGUGUGUUGCCGUGGAGAUGCUCACAGCAGUAGCAAUCUUAAACGAGGUGCUGGACACUAAGGACUCUGUGGCCGUUUCUGAGCAGCUUUCAGACUCUCCGUUAGGAUUCAGCAACAUCGACCAUGACAACAUGCAGAGAUAUGCUGAUACUCUCAUAAACCUUAGAGCUGAGUCUCUUGCUCAGGGACAGGAGUUUCUCACCUGGAACGAUGUUCAGAAGAGCAUCGACACUGUCAACUUUCAGGUUCAUGAGGAGCAUGAAAGGGUCAUUGCCAUUGCUGAGAUCAACGAGGCCCUGAACUCUGGAGAUCCAGAGAAGACCCUCGCUGCUCUUCUCCUCCCCACAGCCAAAAUACAGGGAGUUAACCUGGAUACAGCCAAACACUACCACGACCUGCUGCUGCACACCAAAGAGCUUAUCUGCAAGGUCUGUUCCCAUGAAGAGGAAGAAACGAGAUCAGGGGAUGAGUCUGCAGUUCUGUGGCUGGAUCAGAUCCAAGAGGCAAUACACGCUGCCAACCAGGACCAGGAAGAUGCUCUGAAAUUGGCUGAGGCAGUGGCAGACGUUAACAGAGCGAUAGCUGCAGGAGAUGAGGAGGAAACACUGGCAGCUCUACAGAAUCCAAACGCAGGACUGAGAGGAGUUCUGCCUGAAUGUGCUCACACCUACCAGACUAAACUAGCACAGCUACAGGAUCAACACAUGGAACAAGGGAAUAGUGGCAGUCUGUGGGUGAAGCACAGAAUCAAGGAUAAGUAUGACUAUUUCUAUAAUCUGGAAACCAAAGAAGGAACAUGGGAAGAACCUGAAAACUUUGUCCAUGACAGCUCACAGCUCACUAAAGAGAACAUUCAGGGUGUCGUGAGCAGCUUGACAGCCGAAUACAACCGAGAACAGCUUUGGUUGGCCAAUGAGCCGCUCAUCAUCCAGCUGCAGGCUUGUACUCGUGGAUACCUGGUGAGACGGGCCUACAGGGAGAGACUGGAGUAUUUACAGCAACAAGAGCCAAGAGUAAUCAAACUGCAGGCUUCCUGGAAGGGCUAUAAACAGAGGAAAGCCUAUAAAGGCAGACUACAGACCUUACAAAGCAAUGUCCAGACUGUGGUCAAGAUACAGUCUCUGGUGAAAAUGUGGAGGGCCAGACGAGUGUACACAGAGAGACUACAGUAUUUUAAAGAUCAUGAAAAAGAAAUAGUGAAGAUCCAAGCUUUUCUGAAGGCAAACAAAGCCAGAGAUGACUACAGAACUCUGACGGGUUCAAAGGACCCUCCUCUCUCCGUGGUCCGUAAGUUUGCCCACCUGCUGGAACAGAGCAGCCUAGACCUGCAGGAAGAGCAGGAACUGACACGACACAGAGAGGAAGUGGUCACUAAAAUCCGUGCCAAUCAACAAAUGGAGAAGGACCUGAACCUGAUGGACAUUAAGAUCGGCCUAUUGGUGAAAAACAGGAUCACACUUCAGGACGUGGUGUCACACAGUAAGAAGAUGAAGACGAAAAAGAACAAAAUGAGCAAAGAGGAUUUGGCUGUGGGCGACAAGCAGGGCAUUAAAGGUCUGAGCAAAGAGAAGAGGAAGAGACUGGAGGCCUACCAGCAUCUCUUCUAUCUACUACAAACGAAUCCAUCAUAUCUGGCCAAGCUCAUCUUCCAGAUGCCCCAGAACAAAUCCACCAAGUUUAUGGACACAGUGAUCUUCACUCUCUAUAACUACGCCUCCAACCAGCGAGAGGAGUACCUGCUGCUCAAGCUCUUUGAGUCCGCCCUCAAGGAGGAGAUCAAAUCAAAGGUGGACCAAAUCCAGGACAUUGUGACGGGGAACCCUACUGUUAUCAAGAUGGUGGUGAGCUUCAACCGUGGAGCUCGAGGACAGAACGCUCUGAGGCAGCUUCUCUCACCAGUGGUCAAAGAAAUCAUUGAAGAUAAAAGCCUGGGCAUCAACACUAAUCCCAUAGACAUCUACAAGGCCUGGGUCAACCAGCUGGAGACGGCUACAGGAGAGGCCAGUAAACUGCCGUAUGAGGUCACAGCGGAACAGGCACUAUCUCACGAGGAAGUGAGGACUAGGCUGGAGGCGUCUAAUCAGACACUGCGCUCCGUCACGGACAAAGUGCUGAGCUCCAUCAUGUCAUCGGUGGACACUAUCCCCUAUGGCAUGAGGUACAUAGCGAAGGUUCUGAAGGACACACUUCAUGAAAAAUUCCCUGAUGCUUCUGAAGAUGAUCUCCUGAAGAUUGUAGGAAACCUGCUCUAUUACCGGUACAUGAAUCCUGCUAUAGUUGCUCCUGAUGGCUUCGACAUCAUAGACAUGACGGCCGGAGGGCAGCUGCAUUCGGACCAGAGGAGGAACCUGGGCUCUGUGGCGAAGAUGCUGCAGCAUGCCGCCGCCAACAAACUGUUUGAGGAUGGGAGCGACCAUCUCACAUCUAUGAACAGCUACAUCUCUUCCACUUAUCAGAAAUUCAGGUUAUUCCUCCAGGGUGCAUGUGACGUUCCCACUCCAGAAGAGAAGUUUAAUGUGGACGAGUAUUCAGACAUGGUGACGCUCAGCAAACCUGUCAUCUACAUCUCCAUAGAGGAGAUCAUCAACACACAUUCGCUAGUGCUGGAGCAUAAAGAGGCCAUAGCUCCAGAUCACACUGAUCUUCUGCAUGAGCUUCUGGAGGACCUGGGUGAUGUUCCUGACAUGGAGUCAUUACUUGGUGAAGGUGCUGUGGAUGCCAAUGACCCAAACAAGGAGAAUACUCUGGGUCAGUUGGCUAAAACAGAGGUAUCCCUCACACUCACCAACAAAUUUGAGCUGAUGGAUGAUGAUGACAGGGACAUGAAGGGCCUAAUGAUGAAGACGAAGAAGCUGAUAGUGGACAUGGUGAGAAUCCAACCAGGAGAAACACUGACAGAUAUUCUUGAUACUCCAGCUACUACCCUGCAGGAGUCUGAGCAUGCCAAGCUUGUGGAGAAGCGUGCAGCUCAGGACGCUACAGCUCCUGAGGGGCUGAAGAGCAGUCAGGCUGUGCUGGAGGACAGGCAGCUUCCUCUGGAGCAGAAGAAGCGCAAGAUACUCAGGAACCUUCGCACUCUGGAACAGGCUGGAUUAGUCAGCGCGAGCAACAAGUACCAGGAGAUCAUCAAUGACAUCUCUAAGGACAUUCGCUACCAGAGGCGCUACAGACAGAGGAGGAAAGCUGAACUGGUGAAGCUCCAGCAGACCCUGCAGGCCCUCAACUCCAAAGCAGCUUUCUACCAGGACCAGAUCAACUACUACGACACAUAUAUUAAAACCUGCCUGGACAACCUCAACAGAAAGAACGCUCGCAGAUCGAUCAAACUUGACAAAAAAGGCGAAGAGAAGGGAAGCAAGAAGUCUAAGCAGCAGGCUUUGAAGUACACAGCUGCCCGACUGCACGAGAAAGGAGUCAUUCUGGAGAUUGAAGGCCUUCAGACCAAUCAGCUCAAAAAUGUCAUGUUUGACAUCAUACCCUGUGAAGAAGUUGGGGAUUUUGAAAUAAAGGCCAAGUUUUUGGGAGUGGAGAUGGAAAAAGUCCAACUGCAUUUCCAGGAUCUUCUACAGCUUCAGUAUGAGGGAGUCGCUGUCAUGAAAAUGUUCGACAAGGCCAAAGUCAAUGUCAACCUCCUCAUAUUCCUGCUGAACAAGAAGUUUUACGGAAAGUGAAUUGCGUUUCAGAAUUCCGUACGCAUUUACUGAGAUGAGCGCCUGUACACUUGGGAACGUGAACUAAUGCUAAUACUAAGUCUUUGAUAUAUAAUGCACAGUGAGAGAAUAGUGUGUGCCUUCAGGCCUUCAGGUUAAGCUGGUUUUAUAUUUAAAAAAAAGCCUGCGGAACUGGGAAUUCUGGGAUUUCAGUUGUUGUUAAUGGAGAUUUUGAGUAUUUAAUUAUAAGAUAUUUGCUGCAUAUUAAGAGUCCACAUAUUAAAGCUGUACAUAUAGAGAAGCUUAAGCACUCUGAUUGACUCUGACUGCUGAUUGGUGUUGAUUAGAAUCGCAAUUAAAUUGUACCAAAAACCUUUUAGCACAACUUUACCAAUGAAGGCUUAUAACUCGUUUAUGUUUGUUUUCCACGCGGUAAUUGUACAUGAAUUAUAUUUUUAAAUGGUAUUAUAAUUGAAUUAUAUAUUUUAUAUAUAGUUAGUACUGUAUGUGGACCACUGUUAUGAUGUCACUGUACAAAAAGAAAGAAAAAACAGGGAACAAUUAAGACUUAAAAUGAAUGAAUUUCACUAUUCAAGCACUACUGCCUCUGCUUCUGAACAAUUUAUGGGGAAAGCCAAAAAAUAUAUUAAAGCCACAGAAAAAUCUGUUUUUCGACUAGUGCCUUCCAUUCAUACGUGAUUAAGCUGUGUGCAUAUUUUAAAUGAUCUAAUAAUAAGGAGCAUUGGGUAGAGCUUUUAAAAGAAUGUACGGGUGAUGUAACAGCUGAACUGAAAUAAUUAAAUAAAUAACAUAAAAAAAUA